Closterium sp. NIES-67 is the source of this 1152-nucleotide messenger RNA. Lineage: Eukaryota; Viridiplantae; Streptophyta; Zygnematophyceae; Desmidiales; Closteriaceae. The record is from the annotation of a GenBank genome assembly.
AGUUUCUCCUAACAAAGUGUUUAGCUCAGAGCAAUAGUUGCCGCAUUCCACUCCUGUCGGCAUGCAUUUGCUUGUGCUUAGUAACAGAGUGACGAUAGCCGUGAAGGGUAACGACCCACGUUAGCUAAGGAGCAUGCAUUCGCGUGCGUAAGAUCUCAGGAUAUGUUUCUCCCUAACUAAAUCUAGCUGGAGGUCGAAGCUCUUUGAAACUUCUUUACGAGGGAUACGUGGUUCGCUUCUGCAUUUUAGGAAUUCCUAAACGCAAAUGUCGCUGUUAGAGAGGAGAGCGGCGCUCUUUACUGCACGCUAGCGUCACGUGUUAGCACCGCGUGUUAUCAGGGACCUCGGGAAUUGCUUGUACCGGCCUAUAGGUCUUGUGGUGGUAACGCUUGAUGGUAACCCUUUCCCUUCAUCGUCGUCCAAUGGGUCGUGUACGCGACGCACGAGGGUCGUUCAUGGGUGUCGUGCUCUUGCUGCUAGCGGUUCAGCAGCAGCGGCUGGUGUCAUGCCAGGGGGCGACGACAGGUACCACCUGUCCCACUCCCACCGCCACCGUGCAUGUGGCCGAGGGCGGGCGUCUCACAGGCUGCUGCGGCCAGAACCCUCAGCAGGCAUGCGGUUCCGUACAAGCAGCGCUUAACAGUGCGUCAGAGGGCGCCACUAUUCACAUCGCAUCAGGCUCCUACACCCACGCCUCCCCCUCGCCCCUCCUCUUGCCCCACCAACGUCUCACCAUCCUCGGCCCCCCCUCACCCUCCCCCCCGCCCUCAUUGACUGUUCCUACGGCCCCUGCUUCCAAGCCCUCUGCCCCUCCACCACCAUCACCACCCCUGCUGCUCUCCCUCUCCCCUCUCCUCUCCCCUCCUUUUCCUCCUCCCCCUCCUCCCGUUUUCCUCCUGAUGCGCCUGGUGCUGCUGGCACUGGGGAUGCUGUAGCAACGGGUAUAGCGACAGCUACAGAGACAGCUGUAGGAGAAUCCGCAAAAGGAGCAAUGCUGCAAUCAGGAACGGCAGCAGCAACGGCAGCAGCAGCGCCUCUGGAUUCAACUUGCAGCAGGUCCCUCAUAACGAUCUCUCGCCUGCACGUAGUGAAUGGAUGGUCAAGGAGCAAGGGCGGGUGCAUGCUGCUCCAAGGAGUGAACGCAGUGCUGAG